Molecule: messenger RNA, 3753 nt
Organism: Papilio polytes (common Mormon)
Lineage: Eukaryota; Metazoa; Arthropoda; Insecta; Lepidoptera; Papilionidae
Gene: rdx
Product: protein roadkill
Exons: 8
Coding region: 230-1501 (423 amino acids)
Biological process (GO): regulation of proteolysis; proteasome-mediated ubiquitin-dependent protein catabolic process
Cellular component (GO): nucleus; cytoplasm
Molecular function (GO): ubiquitin protein ligase binding
Source: RefSeq, a predicted model, not a curated record
GCCGCCGCCGCUCCUCGCGAACGCGAUCAGUCGCCCGUCACACGUCGAGCGGAUCGGACGUCUGUCACGCCACCUCGCGCGAGCAACCAACCAUGCGGUGAAGUGAAACUGUCAAACGUGAUCCCAUUCCGUACACUGUGAACUCUUACCGCUUCACAAUAAACGCGUGGUGAUUUGUGUAAACGAAGUGGUGCGACUGAUUUGGAAAAUUGGAUUAUACAGACACAUAAUGGCCUUAGCUAGGUAUAAUCAGCAGAGCGCGCGCUCGCCUUGGCUAAAGCUCGGGUCGGGCAGCGAGUGCGGCGGCGCGGGCCCGGGGGGCGCGGCCGCUCCGCAGUCGGCGCGCGUCACGUCCAACGGCGCCGGCGGCAUGGCGGUGAGCCGCGUGCCCAGCCCGCUGCACGACGGCAACACGCCCGUCGCCGAGAAUUGGUGCUUUACACAGGUGAAAGUGGUGAAGUUUAGUUAUAUGUGGACAAUAAACAAUUUUAGUUUUUGUAGAGAAGAGAUGGGUGAAGUGUUAAAAUCAUCGACUUUCUCGGCCGGUGCUAGUGACAAAUUAAAAUGGUGUCUUCGUGUAAAUCCAAAAGGACUCGACGAAGAGAGCAAAGACUACUUAUCAUUAUAUUUAUUAUUAGUGUCGUGUAACAAAUCUGAAGUGCGGGCAAAGUUCAAGUUCUCGAUUCUAAACGCGAAGCGAGAGGAGACCAAGGCGAUGGAGUCGCAACGCGCAUACAGAUUCGUCCAAGGCAAAGAUUGGGGCUUCAAAAAGUUUAUUAGAAGAGAUUUCCUACUGGAUGAAGCAAACGGCCUGCUGCCGGAGGAUAAGCUGACGAUAUUCUGCGAGGUGUCGGUGGUGGCCGAUAGCAUCAACAUCAGCGGGCAGAGCAACGUGGUUCAGUUCAAGGUUCCCGAGUGCCGGCUCUCUGACGACCUCGGCGCGCUCUUUGACAACGAGCGAUUCUCUGACGUCACGUUAGCCGUCGGUGGCAGGGAGUUCCAAGCGCACAAAGCCAUAUUAGCAGCCCGAAGUCCUGUGUUCGCGGCGAUGUUUGAACACGAGAUGGAAGAGAGAAAAAGAAAUAGAGUGGACAUCACGGACGUGGACCACGAAGUGCUGCGCGAGAUGCUGCGCUUUAUAUACACAGAUCGAGCGCCCAAUUUAGACAAAAUGGCCGAUGAUCUAUUAGCCGCAGCCGACAAAUACGCGCUGGACAGAUUAAAAGUGAUGUGCGAAGAGGCGCUGUGCCUCAGCCUGUCGGUGGAGACGGCGGCCGACACGCUCAUCCUGGCAGACCUGCACUCCGCGGACCAGCUCAAAGCGCAAACCAUCGACUUCAUUAACACGAGUCACGCGACGGACGUGAUGGACACUGCGGGAUGGAAGAACAUGAUAUCGUCUCACCCGCACCUGAUAGCGGAGGCGUUCCGCGCGCUCGCCACGCAGCAGCAGCAGAUCCCGCCCAUCGGCCCGCCGCGCAAGCGCGUCAAGCAGGCGUAGGCGCUGCGCGUAGCACCAACAUGCUAGCGCUACACGUAGCCGCAUCAACAUGCUAGCGCGCUACACGUAGGCGCAACAACAUGAUAGCGCGUUUCCUUCGGGCGUAGGCGUGUUACACGUAGGCGCUCUAAUGUGUUAGCGCGCUUCCUUCAGGCGUAGAGCGCUACACGUAGGCGCGCGAACAACAUGCUAGCGCGCUACACGUAGGCGCACGGAGAUAUGCUAGCGCAAUUCUCGUGACCGUGUAACAUACAAGCGCGCACCCUGCCGACGUAGGCGCACGAACAUGCCAGCGCGCUCCCUUCAGGCGUAGGCGCACGCGCAAUACCAAAGACAACCGUCGAAUGCGGAUUGAAGGUACGAUCAGAAGUGCGAGUGAAUUGAUCGCUGCAGACUGCUCACAGACGAAAUUGAUCCUUGUCAAACCAAUAUAUCCUAAUGUAGAAAGAAUUUAUUUGUCAUUGAUGCAAUAAUUAGAUAAUUUUUAAUCAUUGACAGUAUGAUUAAGUCGCUAUUAAUAUGAUGGAAUUUAUUACACCGCAAUGUAUCUGUUGGGAAUGUCAUAGCACAGUGUAUAUUGAUUUGACAUUGAUUUGUGUUUUAGCUUGUUUUGUCAGUUGUACAAUGUAAAGUCGCACUACAAGCACGAGCAGUGUGUCCGUGUGUCAGAGUGUCCGUGUGUCAGUGCAGGAGGGACUCGUCCCUUUCAUUUACUAUGAUUGAUCUCAAGGCGAUAUUCGAUCCUAAUAUUUUUUGUCGUUUAAUGGUACCGCUUUUAAAUAUUGUGUUAUGAAGCUGAACGCUUUUUGUGCGUUGUAGUUUUAGGCUCGGUUUAUAAUUAAUUAUAAUUUACGUAUGUCGUUUCUGUGAAUGUUCUCUUACGGUUAUUUUAAAUGUAAAUUAUUGAUAUCUAUAAUAGAAUGGAAUCCUCGUUAAUAAUUUCAGAAUGAAAUAAAAAUAUCAUCAAUUAUUGGCAAAUUUUUAUAAAAAAAAAAACUAGUUUCAUGUAAAAUAUAAUUCUUAUCGUGAGGACAGUUGAUAUUUAUCGGUCCUGUAUGUGUAAUGUUGAGAGGUAGGACCUUUUUAAGUAGCACAUUUGGUCGUAUGUGAAAGUAGCACGGUUAUUGAAUGCAAUAAAUCUAUGUAAAGUUGUGUCACACGGCUUAGUUUGGAAGUGUCCGACAAGGAUUAAGUGUUGGACCAAAAACUAUCCCGACAUGGGCCUUAAAUCACUACAAACGCUCAAUUCUGACGUUUUAACUGAAUAGUUAAACUAUCCAGUUAAAAUAUUGCCUACAUAACCAAUUGAAACUAAAUUGAACAGUUCAACUCUUCAGUUAAAUAUCAGUUAGAAUUGAACAUCUGUAGCAGGUUUUACAAUAACAUCAAAUGUCAUGUCCAAAGUACAUACACAGCAAUAAUAAAUGAAAUAUAAAUUAUUUUAUUAGUCACUGUUUUUCAGACUGUUAUAGUCUGCUUAGGUAUAGUACUAUGUAAUUAAUUUUCUCGACAAAAUGUUGCCAUGCCUAAUGGUUUCUUGUCUUUGGACGUGUAUUUGUUGGAGCGGCGCGCCGUGUGACGUGUAGAAGUUGUAGGCGACUCGAGUGUUAUAAGUAUAAUGAAAUUGUUGGUGUUGUAUAUAGAGGAGCUACGAUCCCACCAUUAUAAUAUUUCUAAGUACUAAAUUGUAAGUGGUAUCACAGGUGACACCAUUCUAAUAAUAUUGUAUCUAUAGGUGUUAUUCCAAUGAAUUAUUGUGAUUUUUCUUACAAAUUCCCAUAGGUUUUAACACACGAUGCUUUCAGUUUUCAAUGAAUUGUAAAUUGCCUUAAUUUAAAAAUGUUUAUAGAUACUUUUAAAAAAAAUUCUUCAUUGGUUUUUGCUUACUUUCUUUCUUUACGACAUGCGCUAGUCGAAUUGAUCAGUUAACGUAACAUUGCUCAGUGUUUCAUUUUGAUAUCUCAUUCUAAAUACGUGUCGACUAAAUAACUAUCUAUUCCUAUUAAAACGUCUCACUUCCCUCAUAUUCUAAAAUAAAAUAUUAGAUAUAAUAAUACCCAACAUUAGUAAUAAUAUACGGUGGCCAAUAAAAGUAAUAAUAUUUAUAAAAUACCAUUUUAUACCCACUUCCCGUUUACAUAGCUGGCAAAUGUUGUCGUGUAAUAUGAUAGUUACAAAAACAAUUGUCAGAAAUAUUAACUGUGAUUUUCGAAAUUGUCAAUAAGUUGAGCAAAUAAACGAAAAGAUAUAAA